Messenger RNA from Numida meleagris (helmeted guineafowl), 564 nucleotides. It is a transcript of the gene NDUFA13, whose product is annotated as NADH:ubiquinone oxidoreductase subunit A13. The transcript is spliced from 5 exons. Lineage: Eukaryota; Metazoa; Chordata; Aves; Galliformes; Numididae. The coding region runs from base 68 to 502 and encodes 144 amino acids. The record is from RefSeq and is a predicted model, not a curated record.
GCUGCGCCGCUACCACAGAGCGCUUCCGGUGAGCGCGGCGGAAGUGACGUAGUGCGCGGCGGCCGGGAUGGCGGCGCCGAAGGUGAAGCAGGACAUGCCCCCGCCGGGCGGCUACGGCCCCAUCGACUACAAACGGCACCUCCCUCGCCGCGGCCUCUCAGGUUACAGCCUCUUCGCGCUCGGCAUCGGCAGCCUCCUGCUGGGCUACUACACCAUCGUCAAGUGGAACCGGGAGCGCAGGCGGCUGCUGAUCGAGGACCUGGAGGCGCGCAUCGCGCUGAUGCCGCUGCUGCAGGCAGAGGCGGACCGCAGGACCCUCCGCCUCAUGCGGCAGAACCUGGACGAGGAGGCCAAGAUCAUGAAGGACGUUCCCGGUUGGAAGGUUGGCGAGUCCCUAUUCCACACCGACCGCUGGGUGCCCCCGACGGUGGAUGAGCUCUAUUACCUGCGCCCGGCUGCCGAGAUGGACAACGAGAAGUUCGGGCUGCAGUACUAUGUCUGAGCGCCGGCCCCGCGGGGCUGCGGGGGGGGGCUCAGCAUUAAAUCUGCGCGGGUACACAGCGA